Messenger RNA from Aquila chrysaetos chrysaetos, 3018 nucleotides. RefSeq names its product putative surface-exposed virulence protein BigA. Lineage: Eukaryota; Metazoa; Chordata; Aves; Accipitriformes; Accipitridae. Bases 1 to 3018 code for a protein of 1005 amino acids. The transcript is spliced from 4 exons. The record is from RefSeq and is a predicted model, not a curated record.
AUGGCCGAGGGGUGCUCCCACGCCGUCCCCCCUCAUCCCCUCCCCGGGGAGGUGACAGCCGCCCCCGGGGACAUCACCACGGACCCUGAACCCGCAUGGGGACAGGCUGGAGGCGUCCCCCAGGGAGAGAGUGACACCGGUGUCCCCACGGACACUGUCACCGUCACCCCGUGGGCCAGCGGCAUCACCAUCACCGUCACAGCAGCCCCGGCGGAUGAGGACACCGGGGAUUUUGGGGACGAGGACGUCCCAGGCUUCGGGGAUGAGGACAUCGGGGACGAGGACAUCUCGGUGACAAGUGACGCGGGGCACGGGGCUGUCCCAGUCCUGUGUGACAAGGACGUUGAGGACAGGGAUGUCACAACCCCAAAGGACGUUGGGGACAGGGACGUUCCAGCCUCUGGGGACAAGAAUGACAGUGACGAGGAUGUCACAGCUCUAAGGGACAUUGGGGACAGGGAUGUCGUGACCCCAAGGGACAUUGGAGACCGGGAUGGUCCAGCUCUUCUGGACAAGGACACUGGGGACAGGGAUGUCCCAGCUCCUCGGGACAGGGAUGUUGCCACCCUGAGGGACAUUGGGGACAGGGAUGUCACCACACCAAGGGAUGUUGGGGACAGGGAUGUCCCAGCUCCUGGGGGCAAAGCCAGUGGGGACAGGAAUGUCCCAGCCCUAAGGGAUGUUGGGGACAGGGAUGUCCCAGUUCCUGGGGGCAAGGCUGUUGGGGACAGAGAUGUCACCACCCUAAGGGACAUUGGGGACAGGAAUGUCCCAGCCCAUCUCAUCAAGGACAUUGGGGACAGGGAUGUCCCAGUUCCUGGGGACAAGGCUGUUGGGGACAGAGAUGUCACCACCCUAAGGGAUAUUGGGGACAGGGAUGUCCAAACCCUAAGGGACAAGGAUGUUGGGGACACACAGGUCUCAGUCCUAAGGGACGCUGGGGACAAGGACGUUGGGGACGCGCAGGUCUCAGUCCUAAGGGACAUUGGGGACAAGGACGUUGGGGACGCGCAGGUCUCAGUGCUAAGGGACAUUGGGGACAAGGAUGUCCCAGCUCCAAAGGACUUUGGGGACAGCAGUGUCCCAGUCCUAGGGGACAUCUGGGUCAAGGAUUUUGGGGACACGCAGGUCUCAGCCAUGAGGGAUGUUGGGGACCUUGGGGACAGGGAUGUCACCGCCCCAAGAGAUGUUGGGGACGGGGAUGUCUCAGCCCCUGGAGAUGCUGAGGAUGAGAACAUCGGGGAUCUCCCGGCCCUGAGGGACAUCGGGGACAUAGAUGUCCCAGUCUUAAGGGACAAUGGGGACAUUCCAGUCUCUGAGGACAAGGACACUGGGGACAGGGAUGUCCCAGCUCCUGGAGACAAGGAUGUCACCACCCUAAAGGGCACGGGGGACAGGGAUGUCCCAGCCCACCCGGUUGAGGAUGUUGGGGACAGGGAUGUCACUGUCCCAAGGGAUGUUGAGGACAUUGGAGGUAAGGAGUUUGGGGACAGGGACAUUGAGGAUGAGGACGUUGGGGACAGGGACAUUGGGGACAUGGAUGUCACAGCCCUGAGGGACGUUGGGGACAAGGACAGAGAUGUCACAGCCCCAGGUGACCCGGGGGAUGGGGACAUUGGGGACACCUGCGCCGCUGGUGGCAUCACCAUCACGGUGACGGCCCCCCCCAUGGAGGACGAGGACAUCCCCAGUGGGGACGAGGACGUUCCCAGCGAUGACAUCGCCACUGAUGUCACUGCUGCCCUCCCUGGGGAGCAGGUCCCUUGUGACGUCAUGGAGAGCGGUGAUGUCACAGCUGCCCGCCCCAGUGAUGCCACUGCAGGGCGUGACAUCCCCUCCACUCUCCCUGGGGACGUCCCUGCCAGUGACGUCAUCAAGGAUGACAUCAUUUCCUCCGUCCCUGGUGAUAUCAUGGCUGAGAGUGAUGUCACUUCCUCAAUGCCUGGGGACGACAUCAUUGUAGACCUCAUCAACAGAGAUGACAUCACUUCCUUUCUCCCCGAGGAAGUCCUCACUGGUGAUGUCGUCACCAAAACCAACGUCAUUUCCUCCCUUCCUGGGGGUGACGUUGCUGGUGGCAUCAUCCCUGGGAAUGACCUCACUGGUGACAUCAUCACUGGGGGCAUCUUUGCUGAUGAAAUAAUCACCAGGCAUGAUGUCACUUCCUCCCUUCCUGGGGAUGAGCUUGUUGGUGAUGUCAUGCCCAGAAAUGACUUCACUGAUGACAUCAUCACCAGGGAUGACAUCCCUUCUUCCCUCUCUAGGGAUAUCUGCGCUGAUGAUGUCACUGCUGGCCACGAUCUUAUUCCCUCCCUUCCUGGGGAUGACCUUGCUGUUGACAUCAUUCCUGGAGAUGACCUCACUAAUGACAUCAUCGCAGGGGAAGACAUCAUGUUUUCUGUACCUGGGGAUAUCCCUGCUGAUGACAUCAUUGUCACGGAUGAUGUCACUUCCUCCCUGCUGGGAGAUGUUGCUGGCCAAGAAGUCAAACCUGCUAGUGACAUCAUCUGUGCGAACGAUGGUGACGCAUCAGCUUGGAAUGACUUCGCUGAUGAUGUCAUGCCUGAGGAUGAUAUCACUUCUUUCAUCCCCAGUGGUAUUGCUAGACAUGGCAUCGUUCCCCAGGGUGAUGUCAGAGAUGACGUCACACGGGGAUCUGACCUUGGUGACAUCGUCGAGGGCGAUGUCACCUCCUCCCUCCCGGGUGCCCUCUCUGGCCGUGAUGUCAGCCCUGAGGAUGACAUCACGGGUGACAUCAGCCCCGGGGAGGAGCAACUGCUCCCCAGCCUUAAGGACCCCAUCCGCCCAGGCGAUGACCUCACCGAUGACAUCACCACUGACGUGCCCAGAGAGGGUGUUGGCAGCCGAGGUGAUGCCACAGACACCCCCCAGCCCCAGACGCCCCCCCCCGGCUGCCCCCUUGUCUUCCUCGCCCUCGUCUGCCUCCUUCUCGCCCUCCUCCUCCUCGCCGGGGUCUUCGCGCAUGGCCGAACGCCAACCCACGGCCCCUCCGGCUAA